Molecule: messenger RNA, 630 nt
Organism: Camellia sinensis
Lineage: Eukaryota; Viridiplantae; Streptophyta; Magnoliopsida; Ericales; Theaceae
Source: RefSeq, a predicted model, not a curated record
AUGUUUCUGGCUUUCGAUGAAUGGUGGGAUCGUAUGGAACUGAUAAAUAAGAGUUGUGCAAAGUUCAGGACUAAGACUUUGGAGCACCAGGAGUUGAUGGAGAUUGUCUUCACAGGCGCUGCUGCGACUGGCAAACAUCAUUGGACACCGGAGGAGAGGACUGUCGAAGCUAACGAAGGAUCUUCUGAUUCGGUUCAAAGCCUUGGUAUGCGGCCUUUCGUAGAUCCAAUCCCUUCUGUUGGUAUUGACGUAGAUGCUGAAUCGUCAAUGGAAGAUGUUGAGCCUGCGGUUGACCUUGGAGCAAAGAGGAAAAGCAAUACUCCCACAAGUUUAGAAAAGUCAAGGAAGCCGACUAAUGGAGCAUCUGCCAUGGCUGACAGCGUUAACAAUUUGAGCAAUGUCGUCCGUACUAAAAACCAAGAAGUUACCGUGAGGCACUUAACUGGGAAUGAGUCGUUGUACACCAUUUCAGAGUGCAUGGACAGGUUGAAAUCCAUUCCUGCCUUGGUGGGUACACCGUUGUUCCACUUUGCAUCAUCUCUUAUGGACAACGCUGAUUAUCAAGAGGUUACGAUGUGCCAGUCCAAUGAUGACCAUAUUAUCGAGUGGUUUACGCAGAAGCAACUAUAA